Olea europaea var. sylvestris is the source of this 1167-nucleotide messenger RNA. Its product is annotated as partner of Y14 and mago-like. NCBI's taxonomy places the organism in Eukaryota, Viridiplantae, Streptophyta, Magnoliopsida, Lamiales, Oleaceae. Gene Ontology annotation, molecular function: RNA binding. Bases 81 to 776 code for a protein of 231 amino acids. The record is from RefSeq and is a predicted model, not a curated record. Gene Ontology annotation, biological process: exon-exon junction complex disassembly. The transcript has 4 exons. Gene Ontology annotation, cellular component: exon-exon junction complex; cytoplasm.
AAAACUUUUAUCAGAAUCUUCAAAACCUCAGUUGAAUACGCCCGUUUAGAUUUUGGACACACGAUCAAUCGAUUAUAGCAAUGGCGACAAGCAGAAAUGGAAGAGGAGAAGAGGCAGUGAGUCAAUUCACAGCUGAACUCGGCAAAACGCCGAAAGAAGGGGAAAGAAUCCUCGCCCCGACCAGACGACCGGACGGCUCCCUCCGCAAGCCCGUACGAAUUCGGGCGGGUUAUACGCCUCAAGACGAAGUCGCCAUUUAUCAAUCCAGAGGCGCCCUUUGGAAGAAGGAAAUGGGGGCCACGCAGGAGGUGCCGCCGGGGUAUAAUCCAGAUGUGGUAGAAGCCAAACCUAAGUCCAAAUCGGGUAAAAGGAAUGAGAGAAAGAAAGAAAAACGUCUACAGGCUGCUCUUGACAAGGAUAAAACUUUGGAGAACAAUGAUAUGUUGCCUGCUGAAGAUUCAAAUGACGUGCCAAUGAAUGUGGAGUCAGUUGCAUCCAAUAUGAAUGAACUCUCCCUUAGUUCAAGUACUCGUAUGGUCAUACUACCUUCAAAUUCAACAGUGUGUUCUACUCCAGAGGAUCAGGUUCAAGAUAUUGAUAAAAAAAUCCGAGCACUGAAAAAGAAGAUUCGGCUUACUGAAGCUCAGCAGCAGAAAACAGUGGAGAAAGAUAUGCAGCCGGAACAAUUAGAAAAGGUAGCCAAAUUAGAAGGUUGGCGCAAUGAGUUGAAGCUUUUGGAAGAUAAGAAAGCUGAAUUGACAGCAACACUUUCAUGAAGGUAGGCUUACGGUGCAGUUCAUGUUUGUGGUUUGAUUUAUUGAAUGGACUUACAUAACUUUGAGAGCCAUCUAGGUUUUGCAUCAAGGAACCUUGCUAGUAAUAGUAGCUUGUGCCACUCCCCUGUUUUCUAGUUAUGCAUUUUUACUCUGAUUAUAACUAAUUGAAGAACCAACAGUGUAUGGACAAUUAUUUCAUUAGCUAGCUUGUUGACUAAGUUGGACUGGAUAGUACUUGAUAGUACUGUAGUAAGAAUAUGUGGCACUCUUUUUUUAAUCUAUCUGAAGUUCAAGGAAUGCCAUUGGACACUUCCAUGUACAAUAUUCAUUUUCAAUUGCCUUGUAACCAUUGGUUGUUUUGAAAUAUGAUGCCAAAUAGUGAAUUGAACAA